Messenger RNA from Aspergillus nidulans FGSC A4, 1296 nucleotides. RefSeq lists its product as uncharacterized. Lineage: Eukaryota; Fungi; Ascomycota; Eurotiomycetes; Eurotiales; Aspergillaceae. Bases 1 to 1296 code for a protein of 431 amino acids. Gene Ontology annotation, cellular component: membrane. The record is from RefSeq and is a predicted model, not a curated record. The transcript is spliced from 5 exons. Gene Ontology annotation, biological process: transmembrane transport. Gene Ontology annotation, molecular function: transmembrane transporter activity.
AUGGCGAUACCCGUCCAGUCCUCGACCACAUCUGUGGAGUUGUCCUCGACGACUGGCACUGGAGAACGCCUGCAUCGAGCAGACCCUUCCCCGCUCUCCGCCCACGAUACAAGCAUGAUGCAAGCAUCUGCCGAAGUUGACUCGCAGCUCCCAGACGGCGGCUAUGGAUGGGUGGCAGUAUCCGGCUGCGCAGUGUUGACAUGGUGGUUCACCGGGACAUCCUACAGUUGGGGCAUUCUGCAAGCAGCACUCGUGAACGACGGAGUCUCGUCUGCGUCAACUCUCGCAUUUGUCGGCUCGUUCGCUGUGGCUUGCAUCUCGUUCCUGGGAAUCUUGAAUGCGACGCUGAUUCGCAAGUUUGGAACGCGGGUCUGCGGCGUGCUCGGGAUUGUGUUCCUUGGUGUUGGGGAGAUUCUGAGCGGGUUCGCGCUCAGGAGUAUUGGAGGAUUGUUUGUUACCGCGGGGGCGGUUAUGGGAGUUGGGAUCAGUCUAUGUUUUAUGGUCGUCUCAGUCACACCAGCGCAGUACUUCAGAGCUAAGCGCGGAAUCGCCAACGGCAUCGUCUACGCGGCCGGCGGGCUCGGCGGCGCAGUCAUCAGUUUCAUUGUGGACGCUCUCAUCCAAGGCACCAGCCUCGCAUGGACAUUCAGAGCUCUGGGGCUGAUAACCCUAGCAACGGGCAUCCCAGCAGCGCUCUUAAUAAAAGAGCGCGCGCCAAUUCCCAAAUCCGCUUUUGUGGAAUGGAACCUUUUCCGCGACGUUCGAUUCGCCCUUCUCUUCCUCGCUGGUGCAAUCGCCACAUUUCCACUCUUUGUGCCCCCCUUCUUCCUUCCUCUCUACACUUCCUCGCUAGGUAUGAAGUCCUCCGUUGGCGCUGGCGUAGUCGCAGCCUUCAACUUUUCUUCCGCGCUCGGAAGACUCAUGUGUGGGUUCUUCAGCGAUAGGUUGGGUCCACUAAACACUCUCUUCCUUUCUCUACUGCUUAGUGCUGUGAGCAUGCUUGUUCUUUGGCCCAUAUCAAGCUCAGUAGCACCACUUGUUGCGUUUGUUAUAAUCAACGGAAUGGCGAACGGUGGGUUCUUCUCCACUAUUCCGACUGUUGUAGGGAAUGUCUUUGGCUCGGCGAGAGGCGCGCCUAUCGCGGGAUACAUCCUGGACGCUUCCGGCGGCGAGCAGGGAGGAUACGAAGCGUACAGACCGGCCAUUUUCUACGCUGGGUCACUUGCUUUUGCGGCGGCAGUCUUAGCAGCUGCGAUACGAUUGAAGGCUGAUAUAAACCUGAAGAAGAGGCUGUAG